Molecule: messenger RNA, 1590 nt
Organism: Carlito syrichta (Philippine tarsier)
Lineage: Eukaryota; Metazoa; Chordata; Mammalia; Primates; Tarsiidae
Gene: RNF166
Product: ring finger protein 166
Exons: 5
Coding region: 210-596 (128 amino acids)
Biological process (GO): ubiquitin-dependent protein catabolic process; protein polyubiquitination
Molecular function (GO): ubiquitin protein ligase activity
Source: RefSeq, a predicted model, not a curated record
GGCCCGUGGCCAGCCCUUAGGCCCGUGUUCCCUGCAGGUUCUGCGGGGCGUGCCUCCAGCCAUGCCUGCAGGUGCCAUCACCCCUGUGCCCGCUCUGCCGCCUACCCUUUGACCCCAAGAAGGUAGAAAAGGCCGCCCAUGUGGAGAAGCAGCUCUCAUCCUACAAGGCGCCCUGUCGAGGCUGCAACAAGAAGGUGACGCUGGCCAAGAUGCGAGUGCACGUUUCCUCCUGCCUGAAGGUCCAGGAGCAGAUGGCCAACUGCCCCAAGUUUGUCCCUGUGGUGCCCUCAUCCCAGCCCAUCCCCAGCAACAUCCCCAACAGGUCCACCUUCGCCUGCCCGUACUGUGGUGCCCGCAACCUGGACCAGCAAGAGCUGGUGAAGCACUGCGUGGACAGCCACCGCAGCGACCCCAACCGUGUGGUGUGUCCCAUCUGCUCGGCCAUGCCCUGGGGUGACCCCAGCUACAAGAGCGCCAACUUCCUGCAGCACCUGCUCCACCGGCACAAGUUCUCCUACGACACCUUUGUGGACUAUAGCAUCGAUGAGGAGGCUGCCUUCCAGGCCGCGCUGGCCCUGUCUCUCUCUGAGAACUGACGUGGCGAUGCCAUCACCUGCCCGCGCCUGGGGUCGAAGACGCCCUCAAAGGACAGGGCCGUGUCCCCUCCUGCUCUGCAGAGUAAUGCACCUGGGGCCAGAGGUGCCUCCACUCGUGUCCGGAAGGGCAGGCCACGAGCCUUGAGAGGACUGGCCGCCACCCUCUGCCGUCAGCGGGGCCGCCGUGGCCUGGUGCAUCGCUGGGCUCUUCGGUGCUGUGGCCGAGCGGGCUCCCGGGCAGGGCCCCCAGAACGUGGAGCCGCCGGCUGUCUCUCCAAAGCCAUGACACCCCUCGUGGGGAGGGGGCGCCGGUGCCUGGGCCCUGCAGCCUGCCCGGCCUGCUUCCCCCACGUGUUUGGUACUGGCUUUUGUGAUACUUAGAAACCGGCACCUUUUCUAUCUUCCCCAGUGUGAAAACCUUUUCACGUUUUAUAGAGCAAAGACAAAGCAUUCCUCUUCAUAUCGCAAUAUCCGUGUUUGACUAGGAAUAAUAGUAUUUUUAUGGAACAUUUACAAAAUUAUAUUUUUUAAAAAAACAAUCAAAAAUAAGCAGUGUAGGGUCGGGCCAAGGAGGGAUGGCAUGAUAGGGUGGCUGCUGGAACGAACCUGGGCCAAGGCAUCCUGGGUGCUAGGUCAGGGCAGGCGUGGCCUGCAGGCUCCACAUACCAGGCUUCCCAUGACUUGCGGCUUCUCCCUGAUAAAACCAGGAAGAAAUCACACCCUGGCCAUUCACUGUGGCUGUGCCUGGAGGAGGCAGGGAGAGCAGGGUAGGGGCCUCUAAUCGCCAGGUACUGGCCUCAGUUUCAUCACCUGCCAAAGCUGACCAUGUCUUGCCUCAGGCAGGGACCGCCCAGCGGAGGGUAGCUCAGGGUCUGGGCAGGGGCCUACUUGGUGGGGUUGGGCAGAAGCGCGGGUCAGCACUCUUGUCCUGUUCAUAGCAUUAAUUAUUGCUGUCUUUUAAAAAAAAUUUAAAUAAAACGUUUCAGAGCAACUA